AUGCCUGCAAUGGCCCACCGACGACGUUUCGAGGGUUCGCUGGACAUGGUCGCCGCGCGACCUGAGCUUUUCGUUGAUCUUGUGUCGUCUCCGUCGAGCACGGAUAAUGCCUGGAGCAUGGUCGAUUCCCCUGUCCUCGGGCGAAGGACAAAUGGUUCACGACUGCGUGAAGUCACUAACCAGAGGGUUGAUAUCUCCAGGAAGAUCAUAUCUGCGGCCCCGGUGGCACCUUUGAAUAUCAAGAAGAUGCGACGACGAGCAAUGUUGAAAGGCGUACACUUGGUCCUGCCCGCGUCUCCGAUGCCACCAACCACACCAGGUCCUUCGACCUCGCUUACCUUCACCGCAGAGUGGGACUCGACUCAGAGGGGAUUCCUCUUCACGCCUUUGGGUGACGAGCCUUCUUCUGCGAGGAGUGUCCAAGCCACUAUCAGUCCAGUGCCAGACGAUAUUGAAGAAGAAAGUCGUUACGGCGACAGUGAACCAGAAGUGCCCCUGGCAGACGACCCUCACCCUAAUAGCCCUAUGUCUUGCAGCUCCACGAGCUCAGUAUUCUCACACUCCUCAUCCCUAUUUAUUCACAAUCGCAAGCAGUCCACCACCUCCACUGCUCCGUCCUCGAUCUGCGACGACGAUGCCAAGCUAACUCUGUCCUCCUCCACGUCUCUGCGUUCGCAGACUUCACAUUCCGCGCAGUCCGAAGCCGACUGCGUUGCCGUCGUUCUCGAGCCUGUGGAACUCGAUUAUUGUCUCGAGGGAAUUGACGAAGACGUUCUGGCAGACCCAUGGCAGGCAUUCGACUCACUGUGCUGGGAGUCUGUUGAGGAGCCCCUUCGGCCCGUCCGUGCAAGACCUGUCCCACGCCGCGUAAGAGGCCCGAGGCCGCGCCCGGAUGUCCCCGUUGACACCGCGAGCAAGAUCCUGAGUCCCGCUGAGGUGAGCCCCAGCCCGCCCUCCGCCUUAUCCCCGAUACCGACGCGCGUGCCCAAAGAUUAG
Messenger RNA from Fibroporia radiculosa, 996 nucleotides. RefSeq lists its product as uncharacterized. The coding region runs from base 1 to 996 and encodes 331 amino acids. The record is from RefSeq and is a predicted model, not a curated record. Lineage: Eukaryota; Fungi; Basidiomycota; Agaricomycetes; Polyporales; Fibroporiaceae. The transcript has 2 exons.